Messenger RNA from Penicillium argentinense, 1008 nucleotides. RefSeq names its product DSC4 family protein. Gene Ontology annotation, biological process: SREBP signaling pathway; protein processing. The coding region runs from base 1 to 1008 and encodes 335 amino acids. The record is from RefSeq and is a predicted model, not a curated record. The transcript has 2 exons. Gene Ontology annotation, cellular component: Dsc E3 ubiquitin ligase complex. Lineage: Eukaryota; Fungi; Ascomycota; Eurotiomycetes; Eurotiales; Aspergillaceae.
AUGACCGACGUCGAUGCCUUUCGAGAUGCGGAGUACAUCGCUGACGUGUCUGGCAUUUCCUUCGGGGGUGCAGACGCGGUCGCGCCAGGACCACUCCCGGCCAGCGGCCAGGCAACUCGCGUAAAGAAGCUCCAAUCCGCCGCCAAAGUCGCCUUCAUUGACCGUCUCCUUCGCGAUCUCGAUAUCAUCAUCUACUGCCAAUUAUCCGCCUUGUAUUACAUGGACUGCUCUCUCAUUCUUUUUGCGAUACGUGCCAUGGUCCAACUCAUAUUCUUCACGCCAAAAUCCCCACCCUUUGACCCAACACGCAACCAACCCUUCGUCUGCGCCAUAUUCACCAGCAACCUCGUCUGCAUGAUUUCCCACAUCUUCUUCAUCCACCCUCAGGCCGGCGAAGAAACACGCGGCUACCUUCAUGGCGGCUUGUUUCUUGACUUCAUCGGCCAAAAGCCCGUCCCGGUCUUCAGACUCGUAUCGUUCGACAUACUGAUCUUCCUGAUCGACUUGAUCAUGCUGGCCCUGGUCAUCGAGCGCGUAAAGACAGUAGAAUCGACGGGCUCACCACAAACGAACACGGAAACAAAUACAGACGCAAAUGCGAACUCGAAUGCCACGCAACCAGAUACUCAGGAUCACGAUGCGGAGGAGCGGGGUGUGAUGCGGGGAACCGACUCGACCACGAGUGAGCACGACGCGCCCGCGAAUACAACACCCGUCGCCGAAAUAAAUGACGACAUAUAUGAUGAACGAACAACACUCCUCGCGGACCCUGGCGACGGCAGCUCUGUCCAGAGCCGCGAUGGCCACCCGUUAGAUACCUUUUCCGCAGGCCAGGCGGUGAUUAUGGAUAUGGGUUUUCUGGGGACAAUACGAGAUCAAUGGAAGUACACAACGAUGCCCCAGCGUCCGACUGGGUUUGUCCCGUCGCCAGAGACUGCGACCUUUCUGCGACAGCGGUUCGGACUGCAGGUUGGGACUGAUGGGCGCAUCGUGCGACUGGACCGAUAG